Molecule: messenger RNA, 906 nt
Organism: Seminavis robusta
Lineage: Eukaryota; Bacillariophyta; Bacillariophyceae; Naviculales; Naviculaceae
Source: the annotation of a GenBank genome assembly
AUGAUGAUGAACAGCAAACCCACCUCCGCCACUCAAGGUCCUUCGGAAGCCGACAUGCAGGUGCUCCUUCAAAUCGAUCGCUACAUGGGUCAGUUUGGCAAGGUCGAACAGAAGGCUUUCCGCCUCGAGAUGGAAGCCGAACUGGGCAAAGAUUGGUACUUGCAAUCGAACGAUGCCGUAGCCAUGGCUGUUGCAAAGAAGUCCCACAACACCAAGAAUGGUCAUGUCGCAUUCGGAGGCGGCGGUCGUCAUCGUCGUAGUCGCGGCCGUCUUCAUGCCAUCAAGAAAACCAAGGCUGUCCAUACUCCCGAUGGCAGCUUUCCACGCCGUUAUGAUUUCGUUCCCUUUUGCAUCUCGGUCCCAAACGAGGUGGAUAUGGCUCCAACAACAAUUGAGUACGAACGGGAACACAUUUUCUACCUUCAGGAGCAACCCAGCAGCGCAACAUCCAUUAUCAGCGGCACCAUCGGAUUCAAGGAUGGCAAGCCUCAGGGCCACAAGCGCACGUCAACCUUGUCCACGUUGGGAACAUCCUGCUCUACUGAGUGCUACGAUCACAACAGCAUUUCAGCCAGUGAGAUUGGGCACUUUAUCAACGAAGACAAUGUCCAUGUCGAGUUCAAUGUGUACGAGGCGGACGAUGACAACAUGUCCUCCUCCUCUUUGGAGAGUGAUCUUACGGACAGCGAUGACGAGGAGGAGACGGAAGAGGUGGCUGAAAAGAUCCAGGGUCCUGUGAGCGGACGAUUGGCUUGGUUGUUUGCCAAGAAGAAUUCGGGACGUUCCAGCAGCAUUCCUGCCAAGAAGUCCGAGCCAGCGAGCAACCCCCGUGACCGCGUUCAGCGCAUCAGCCAAGUUAAACGCAAUCGCCGCUUCCGUGCCUAUUCCGCCGUGCAAGGAAACUGA